Messenger RNA from Eubalaena glacialis (North Atlantic right whale), 2277 nucleotides. It is a transcript of the gene LIN52, whose product is annotated as lin-52 DREAM MuvB core complex component. Gene Ontology annotation, biological process: regulation of DNA-templated transcription. Bases 1 to 351 code for a protein of 116 amino acids. The record is from RefSeq and is a predicted model, not a curated record. Gene Ontology annotation, cellular component: DRM complex. NCBI's taxonomy places the organism in Eukaryota, Metazoa, Chordata, Mammalia, Artiodactyla, Balaenidae. The transcript has 6 exons.
AUGGGUUGGAAGAUGGCGUCUCCCACAGAAGGGGCAGAUCUGGAAGCAUCUUUGCUAAGUUUUGAAAAACUUGACCGAGCUUCACCAGAUCUUUGGCCAGAGCAAUUACCAGGUGUUGCUGAAUUUGCAGCUUCCUUCAAAAGUCCUAUUACUAGCUCUCCACCCAAAUGGAUGGCUGAAAUAGAACGUGACGAUAUCGACAUGUUGAAAGAACUGGGGAGCCUCACCACAGCUAAUUUGAUGGAGAAGGUACGAGGCCUUCAGAACCUGGCCUAUCAGUUGGGGCUGGAUGAGUCCAGAGAGAUGACACGGGGGAAAUUCCUCAACAUUCUAGAGAAGCCCAAGAAGUAGCAGCUGCUUGUGGACAGGAUGCCCUGGGGCCUGGAACCGUGCUUCCCUCCCGGUGCAGUUCUGAUGACGCGCACCUCACUGCUUCCUGACCAGAGGCCGGAGGGUGCACCUCCAGGACUGACCCUCUCCCCUGCUCCUGGCACUCUGCGCUUCUGAGGACAUUCGGUGGCAAGAGAAGAAUCUGCUCUACCCAAGGAUCAGUGGUGCAGUUAUUCAUUCAGCUUCUAGACUGUGACCGUCUCAGCCUCGGAUGUUGGUAACACCAGAAGGUAUAUCAUUCUUAAAGGUCAAAGUCCUGCUUUCUCGUUUCCGGAAAUGAUUCUGGAGCUCCAGGAUCUUACAGUUGAUUUGAUUCAGUGAUAACAAAGUCAGUGAGACGUGUUGAUGGGACAAGUUCUUUUGAAUUGUACUUGAUCUCUUAGGAGGUGUUUAUGAUGCAAGGAGACCAGAGACCAAUUAGAUUCUGGACCAGACCAUGCAGCUUGACCUGCAAGCUCACCACUGUAUACUAGGUUCCAGGAAUCCCCAGCUGGAGAAAUGCUUUUAAAAUUCUACAUCUCUCAAGAGAGUCCCGUCCCCCAAUGCCUUCCAUUCCCCACCUCCCAGCCCCCACCAUCAGUCUGACUCCAGGGAAGGGGAUCCCUGUGAAUCAGGUCCCUCCUGGGAUUAGCUUGUACAGUGAAAGGCAUAUGUAGGGUUGCAUUGGGUUCUAGACCUCCAGACCAACUUAAAGGUGACAGAAAGGACUUUUGAGUUCUAGUUGAUCUGUUACAGAUUCAAGCGAGAAAGUCAGUAUGGCCUGAAAGAUAGGAGAAGGGGACUGCUUGCAGGAGUUCCCAUUUGAUUAAAAACUAGAAACUCUACUUGACCUUAAAGGAAUGUGCUGUGGAAUGGUGGCAAUGUUUUGCCCCCCUUGUCCCAUCUCACAGCACAGAUUAGAUAUUCCACCCAUGUGACAGAAACACACACACACAAGAAAAAGAGAAUUUCCUGACUUUACAACUCUUAUGGAGCUCUUUGCCAGUUAUCUGUCUCUAUGUUAAAACCUGAAAAUCUAGCCUGUGGGUAAAAUUGAUUAUACAUGUUCUCCUUAUUUUGUCUUAUAAGCCAGGCCCCGGCUUCUGUUGUUUGUAGAAGUACAUGGGGUUUCCUAAACUUUAUGAAAAGAACAUCCAUGUGGCAGUAGUGUGUUGGUGUUUGGACACAAGGAAUGUUGUGGCCAAGGUUUUGGUCCUGAGUGUCUGCUAGGGCACAAAACUAUUCAGUUUAAUAGCUGGUUCAUUAACCAUUUUCUGACACUUCUGCCUUGUUUCCCAUGCUAGAGUUAAUGUUGGAUUUUUCUCUCAUUUGCACCAUUUGACCAUCCAUGCAAUUUUACCUAUUGAUAAGUGGGGUGGAAUUUAACACAAGACAUAAAGGAGAGUAUGAGAAGGAAAACAUUCUGCUUGGGUGCUAUAUAGAAGGUUAGGCUAUAGAGGCUUUGAUUUUAAGUAAAGCUUAUUAUUGACAUUCCUUUAUCUUAAAUGCGGUUAAAGAGUGUGAAAGAUGGGGAGAGAGAGAGAAAGGGGGGUGUGCAAAAACUAGUGCCAUAAUGUCAAAUUCUAACUUUGCUCUGUUUUUGAGAGUUGAUGACGUCAGGCACUUCUAAGUGCUUGGGGAAAUUGAGAAACAUAUGGAGAACAUUGGGAUACCUCCCCCAAACCAACUCCAGUCUGUAAACUGAAGCUAUGUAGUUGGUUUUUUGGUCUGCUUUGGCCUCUUCCUUUUACUGUCAUCUUAUUCACCAGCACUUAAUGUAAGUAGAUGUUUUAGAAUUGUGAUAUUUAUUGGUUUUGUAUUUGCCGUCCUUAGAGAUGUUAAUGAUGUAUUUUUAUAUUGAUAAUAUAAAUUUAUGUACAAUGUGUACAUGUAUGUAUUUCAGGGUGU